This is a messenger RNA of Elephantulus edwardii (Cape elephant shrew), 777 nucleotides long. It is a transcript of the gene UBXN2A, whose product is annotated as UBX domain protein 2A. Gene Ontology annotation, biological process: Golgi organization; nuclear membrane reassembly; proteasome-mediated ubiquitin-dependent protein catabolic process. NCBI's taxonomy places the organism in Eukaryota, Metazoa, Chordata, Mammalia, Macroscelidea, Macroscelididae. The record is from RefSeq and is a predicted model, not a curated record. Gene Ontology annotation, molecular function: ubiquitin binding. Gene Ontology annotation, cellular component: nucleus; cytosol. Bases 1 to 777 code for a protein of 258 amino acids. The transcript is spliced from 6 exons.
AUGAAAGAAGUAGAUAAUCUUGAUACUAUAAAAGAAGAGUGGGUUUGUGAAACAGGAUCUAACAACCCACCUGUUAGUGAUACUCGACAAUGGAAUUGUGAAUAUUUUGUUGAUAGCCUUUUUGAAGAUGCUCAGAAGGUUGCUGCCAAAUGCUUGUCACCUACUGAAAAGAAGAAGCAGGCAGAUGUAAGUAUAAAAUUAUGGAAAAAUGGAUUCACAGUCAAUGAUGACUUCAGAAGUUAUUCUGAUGGUGCAAGCCAGCAGUUUCUGAACUCCAUCAAAAAGGGGGAAUUACCUUUAGAAUUACAAGGGAUAUAUGAUAAAGAGGAAGUGGAUGUUAAAGUUGAAGAUAAGAAAAAUGAAGUUUGUAUGUCAACCAAGCCUGUAUUCCAGCCCUUCUCGGGAGUGGGUCACAGAUUGGGAAGUGCCACACCAAAAAUUGUUUCUAAAAUAAAGAGUAUUGGGGUUGAGAAUAAAAACAACCUGUGUACUGUCCCGUUAAACAAUCUGGAACCAGUCACUAAUGUACAGAUCUGGUUUGCCAAUGGGAAAAGGAUUAUCCAGAAAUUUAACAUUUCUCACAGGGUGAGCCACGUCAAAGAUUUCAUCGAAAGAUACCAAGGAUCUCAAAGAAGUCCUCCUUUUUCUCUGGCAACAGCACUUCCCUUCCUCAGAUUGUUAGAUGAGACACUCACUCUGGAAGAAGCGCAUUUACAGAACGCUGUGAUCAUUCAAAGACUCAAAAAAACAGCUGAGCCUUUUAGAGAACUUUCAUAG